Messenger RNA from Lynx canadensis (Canada lynx), 2855 nucleotides. RefSeq names its product solute carrier family 35 member C1 (gene SLC35C1). The record is from RefSeq and is a predicted model, not a curated record. Gene Ontology annotation, biological process: GDP-fucose import into Golgi lumen; protein O-linked glycosylation via fucose. Gene Ontology annotation, molecular function: antiporter activity. The transcript has 2 exons. Gene Ontology annotation, cellular component: Golgi apparatus. NCBI's taxonomy places the organism in Eukaryota, Metazoa, Chordata, Mammalia, Carnivora, Felidae. Bases 584 to 1678 code for a protein of 364 amino acids.
GGCUGUCCGGAGGCACCGGGACUGAACGGCAGCCUGUGCGCCGAAGGGCUGCGCGCCGCAGGCUUGGGCAGGCCCGGCCUCCUCCCGCGCCCUUUGGGCCCCCGCCGCGAGGACCUCUGAGCUUCCCUGCACCCCUCUUUCCAAACCCCUCGCACGCCUUCCCUCCGUUCAUCUUACUGCACGCCUCCCCUUUCCCCCUGCGAACCCUUUUCGCCCAUGCCUCCCUCUCCCGGCGUCUCUUCCCCGCGCUGUCCUCCGCCCUUCGGCACCUUCGCCCUGCCUUCCUCCCCCUCCCCCUCUCCUUCCUUUCCUCUCCCCUCCCUUCUUCCUGAGACCAUCCCUACAAGGCCUCUUCUGUUCAACCUUAGCCUGUCCCUCACCCCUUCCCUGUGUCUCGUCUCAUGAGCCACCUCAGAGUGGGGGCAGAUUGUGAGGCUCCCCCCACAGCAGAACCUCUCGGUGGAGAGGCCUCUAGGCCAUCCCCCAUGUGACAGUUGAGGGCUGCGGCUUGCAGAAAGCAGACAGGGGCUGAUUGCCCUGUACUCCAGUUCUGGCUGUAGAGUGACCCAGUUCCUCUGCUACCAUGAACAGGGCCCCUUUGAAGCGGUCCAGGAUCCUGCACAUGGCACUGAUGGGGGCUUCCGACCCCUCCGGAGAGGCAGAGGCCAGCAAGGAGAAGCCCUUUCUGCUGCGGGCGUUGCAGAUCACGCUGGUGGUGUCUCUCUACUGGGUCACCUCCAUCUCCAUGGUGUUCCUGAACAAGUACCUGCUGGACAGCCCCUCCCUACAGCUGGACACCCCCAUCUUCGUCACCUUCUACCAGUGCCUGGUGACCACGCUGCUGUGCAAGAGCCUCAGCAUACUGGCGGCCUGCUGCCCCGGUGCCAUGGACUUUCCCACCCUGCGUCUGGACCUCAGGGUGACCCGCAGCGUCCUGCCCCUCUCCGUCGUCUUCAUUGGCAUGAUCACCUUCAAUAACCUCUGCCUCAAGUACGUCGGCGUGGCCUUCUACAACGUGGGCCGCUCACUCACCACUGUCUUCAAUGUGCUGCUGUCCUACUUGCUGCUCAAGCAAACCACCUCCUUCUAUGCCUUGCUCACCUGCGGCAUCAUCAUCGGUGGCUUCUGGCUUGGUGUGGACCAGGAGGGGGCAGAGGGCACCCUGUCUUGGACAGGCACCAUCUUUGGCGUGCUCGCCAGCCUCUGUGUCUCGCUGAACGCCAUCUACACCAAGAAGGUGCUCCCGGCCGUGGAUGGCAGCAUCUGGCGUCUGACCUUCUACAACAACGUCAAUGCCUGCGUCCUCUUCCUGCCCUUGUUCCUGCUGCUCGGGGAGCUUCAGACUCUCCGUGACUUUUCCCAGCUGGGCAGCGCCCACUUCUGGGGCAUGAUGACCCUGGGCGGCCUGUUCGGCUUUGCCAUCGGCUACGUGACGGGACUACAGAUCAAGUUCACCAGCCCCCUGACCCAUAACGUGUCCGGCACCACCAAAGCCUGUGCCCAGACGGUGCUGGCUGUGCUCUACUACGAGGAGACCAAGAGCUUCCUCUGGUGGACAAGCAACAUGAUGGUGCUGGGGGGCUCCUCUGCCUACACCUGGGUCAGGGGCUGGGAGAUGAAGAAGAUUCAGGAGGAACCCAGCCCCAAAGAGGACGAGAAGAGCAGCAUGGGGGUGUGAGCUCCUGCAGGAACCCGGGGAUGGCCCAGUGGGGGAGAAUGCCCAGGGCAGCUCUCUGGAUCCUGAGAGGUAGUCUGGAGGGGGUCUUGUUUACAACCUGCUCACAAAUCAGGUGGUUGAAAUAGAGCCAGUGUUUUCAAGUGAUGUCGGAAAGUUGCCAAACCUAUCUCGACCUCCUUUCCUGUUUCUGAGUUUUGUCCUCCCCUAGGGAGGCAGGACCCCCUGGGAACAGCCAAUGAGUUUCUCUGGAAGAGCACUCGCUUUCGGGGAGUAGGAGAAGGGCAGCACCCCAUCCUGUCCCCCUUCCGGGGCCUUCUACCUCCACAUGACCUUUGGGGUUGGAGACGGGCCACAACUUUGAGGGACAGUAGUAAGUCUUCACUUAUACUCAGGGGAGAUGGGGGUAUGACCCCACCACAGGCCAAAUGAAGCGGUUUGGGAAACCUCACGUCUCUGGGUCCCAGGACAGGCAGCGAGGCUUUGACCCCGCAAAUCAGCCUCCCUCCGGAGGAAAGUGUGGGCUGGGCUGAGGGGCGACACAGACAAGCGUCCCCUCUUGGUCUUCUGUGCCAAGACCACCAGUCCCCAGGGAAGGGCACGAAAGAUCAUUUGCACCCAAGCCUGGCUCUGGAAUCCCUAAGGACUGCUGGGAAUUGGCCUGGGAAUGGGGCACAUCGUGGGAAAGUGCCCUUUUCCCACCAUCUGCACCCUACGCUCCCAGCUUUUGGACAUGGGGGAGCCACACAGCUUUUACAGGUUAAGCAGGGUCAUUAACACCCUCCCCCGGUCCCUGACACUCAGAAGCUCAUUCCUCCCCUCCUGAGGAGCCGCUAGCCCUCUGGUUUUCCAGCACCUGACUCAGGUAAGACCUCCCGGAGGUACAGCCAGGUCACCCUCCUAACUCUGGCUUCCCAGAGCGUCAUCCCCAAGAGGACUGGUAGAGCCAGGGUUCUGGCUCAGAACCUUCCCUCUCAGCGGUGCUGUGCCUUCCCCUGAGCCAGAUCCCUGCCUGGGUGUUGGAACCUGACUCUGAUGAAGGUGAUAAAGUAACAAUUGCGUUUCUUCCCUGAGGUUAGGGCUAAAGAACCUUCUCUUCCCCUUACCAAUGCCCUGCCCCCACACCCACUCCCACCCCCGUGGGCUUAGGACGGCCUUCACAAACCCUGGCCUUCACAAA